Messenger RNA from Oikopleura dioica, 336 nucleotides. Lineage: Eukaryota; Metazoa; Chordata; Appendicularia; Copelata; Oikopleuridae. The record is from the annotation of a GenBank genome assembly.
AUGGUCAAGAAAACUGUCCGUCGAAGACUCGUCGAGGAGCUUUGGGAAGCUCACGCAAAAAUUUGCAAUUCGCUUUUAUCGCAGCUGGUCCAGCUCGGGCCGCUCCAGUGCCGCUGGACGGAAAAGGUGCACAAAGUUCGCGCAGAGGACAGCGGCGAGUAUGGAAAUGAAAAUCGAGCUUCUCGUCGAGCCAGAUGGCGACGGACGGCAGCAAAGGCGCGGGAGAGUCUCAACUGCGCAGACUUGGACGGGCUCGCACAAAAGGACGGACUCGACAAGAGCGAGCUGCGGAAGAAGUGGAGACUCGCGGCACAGGCGAUUCGCGCGGAAAACUGA